Molecule: messenger RNA, 628 nt
Organism: Solanum tuberosum (potato)
Lineage: Eukaryota; Viridiplantae; Streptophyta; Magnoliopsida; Solanales; Solanaceae
Exons: 3
Coding region: 117-455 (112 amino acids)
Source: RefSeq, a predicted model, not a curated record
UUUAAGAGUCACAAGAACAUGUUCAUCUUAAGUAGUAAUUAUUUUGUGAUGGGCAGUGGCCUAUUACUAGUAUUACCUUUGCAUGCCGUUGUUGAGUUUUUAUCCAUUUAUUCUUCAUGGCUAACUUUUGCUGUUCCAUUGAGAUGGAGCCUAAGACAUUGAGCCAAGGUCAACUCAACCUUGCCCGAGAAGUUGCUGUUGACAUAGUACAAAAUACACAAUCAGACGAAGCAUCAAAUCUAUUUCUAGAGGGAGGAAAGGCAGUUGUUCAAAUAAAGGAAGCUUUAGUGGUAAUUGAGGAAGCAGAAUCAGUUGUAGAAGAAGAUUGCAUUGGGAAAGCAGUGAAAACAAACGUGAUGAUCGAGGCAUCCUGUCAAUGCGCGUACCCGUCGGCGAUAACUGACGACUCGCCUGACCAAUCUAAGUUCAAGGAACCACUCUCUGCUCCCUUUUGAUUUCUAACUUACUCCAUCAUAUCCAAAUAAACAGAUCAUCUUCUUCUUGUUUAGUUAUUUACCUCUGUAAUUUUAUUUUAUUUGUUUUGGAGUCUAACUAAUUCAGAUUUGCAUCGUGUAACCGCUUAAGACAUCUAAUGAAAUAGAAAGUGCUACUAUUAGGAUUUUUAUUU